UUUGCCGGUUUAUCAGCGACUUCUUCUCCAGGAGCCACAUACUCCUACAAAACGUCAAAAUCAACUGUUGCCAACUCAUAAAUGCCAAAACAAAACGUCAUUUAAGUUAACACGUAAAAACCGUUUUUAAUUAGAAAAGAACAGGAUUUUAUGGGGGAAAAGAUACGAUUAACGCACGACUGAUUCAGGUCUGUGAUUUUCUUUAAGUUUCGAAUAAUUUGUUGACGUGUCACAUGAGAAAACUGAGUUUUUCUUAUAAUGACGUUGGGGGAAAAUUCCGGAGAGUUCUUCACAAGAUCAAGCAACAAUAGCGCAACGUCACCUAAUUACUCGAAACAACGCAACUGAAAGCCCCCUUGUGACAACUAACCAAUCGGGAGGAACACCAAACCGGCACUUUACUAAUUCACCAAUCACUAAAUGCGUUUUUUUGAGUAAAAUACAUGGGAAACACCGAAAUUGACACAAAAACAAAUCAAAUUUACCUCUUUACGUUUCUUUCCUUUCUUCUUCUCCGCCAUUUUGACAGACUACGUUGUUGACGUCAGUGCUUCUAAAAAUUUUACAGUUAAUCGACUUUGUGAACGAUUACGUGGACAAAUGAUCCGAUCGGUGCCCGAUUUAACGACAAAAUUGCGCAAUUUUCAUGUCUAGACACUGAUUUGUUUUUAAUUUUACUUGAGAAUUAAAUAAGUAAUUCUCGUGUGGGGAUUUUUGGUACCACUGAAUGGCUCUUUUUUUACGACUUGAACGACCCAAAUUGGCUGUUUUUUACCCAAAUUACAGUAGUUUUGCCAAAUUAUUAGAAUACAAGAAAUGUUUCAAAAUUUUGGGUAUUUCUGAAGACAGUGACCAGGAACAAAUCCGAACCGCUUAUUUGAACCUAGUGAAACGAUAUCACCCCGAUAGUGGUAGCAAAGAGGCCGAUGCGGACAAAUUUUCCCAAAUUGAUAAGGCUUUUCGUGUCCUUACUGAUAAGAAAUCGCGUCAAAUCGAGGAUGAAGUUCAAGUCCAGGAGCAAGACAUUAAACACACAGCCCCCCAACAUCGGCAAUAUUUGAGCUAUGAUGGGGUCGGGUUUGGAAAUCAGUUCCAAAGACAAAAACAGUAUACUAAAGUCCGGGCCAUGCAUGCAGCUGAAAACGUUUUGAAACACCGAAUGUCCAAAGUGGCAGCCGAGGAAGGGGCUCUUUUGGCCAAAACCCCCCUCAAACACAAUAUCAAAACCAAGUAUGGGUUAGAGCGUCUCGUUGAAGACUUGAUUCAAGAGUCAAUGUCUCGAGGCGAAUUUAGUAAUUUGUCCGGAUCUGGAAAACCCCUAAAUUACCAAAACCAAAAUCCUUAUGUCGAUUUUGUGACCCACAAACUGAAUGAAGUUCUAAUAGAUAACGGUUUCACACCUGAAUGGAUUACGUUGCAGAAAGAGAUAAGAGAAGGGAUUGAAGAAUUGAGGAAUUGUUUACAAAUUGAGAGGUCUUAUUUAGGUCCUUUUCCUCUCAACAGUGAAGAGAGUGAUGAUUGGACAAGAAUUGUGCAUAAACGGAGAAAUACCGUCGAUUUGAUUAAUAAAAAAAUCGAUAAGUUUAAUUUGGUUGUUCCAAUUAUGAAUAAACAGAUGAUUCAGAUUAGUUUAGAAAAAGAAGCUGAGAGAAUUUUGAUCAAUGGGAAACAUAGUGUCAGGAAAGAGUUGUCGCAAAACAAGCACGAAAGUGAAGCCCCUGUAACUGAAAACAUUUUUGGCAUAAUUGAUUCUUUGUUUAAAAAAUAAUUUAAAUAAAUUUAAAUUGU
This is a messenger RNA of Tribolium madens (black flour beetle), 1788 nucleotides long. Its product is annotated as dnaJ homolog subfamily C member 28. The transcript has 5 exons. The record is from RefSeq and is a predicted model, not a curated record. NCBI's taxonomy places the organism in Eukaryota, Metazoa, Arthropoda, Insecta, Coleoptera, Tenebrionidae. Bases 728 to 1768 code for a protein of 346 amino acids.